GUGGUAAAUAAAAACUCUUCAGAAUAUGUGAUACCACUUUUAUUCCCUGAGAGAGGGACUUGCUAAGUUGAGGUAUACAAAGACUUAGUUGUGCGAAAAACUUUUCUCCCUGUUCUCACAGCCUAAGCGAAAGCAGAGCUCAACAGCAGCAUGAAGAUCAUUACUACUCUAGGUCUACUCCUGGUAUCUGUCCACCUUGGACACUCCUUUCUAAUUGGAGCCUUCAACAUCAAAUCCUUCGGGGAUUCAAAAGCAUCUAAUGCCACCCUGCUUGACAUCAUUACCAACGUAGUACACCGGUAUGACAUUGUACUCAUCCAAGAAGUGAGAGACAGUGAUCUCUCUGCAACGAAUAAGCUGAUGCAAAGUGUGAAUGGAGGUUCCUCUCCAUAUGAAUACCAGUACAUUGUAAGUGAGCCCUUGGGUAGGAGCACUUAUAAAGAGAGAUAUCUCUUUAUUUACAGACGUCAGUCAGUGUCCGUUGCAAAAAGCUUCCUGUAUGAUGAUGGAUGUGAAUCCUGUGGAACUGAUACUUUCAAUAGAGAACCCUUUGUUGUGAUGUUCUCCUCUAAUACAGCUGUCCAGGAAUUUGCCCUCAUUCCUCAGCAUACAUCCCCAGAAGUGGCUGUGAUGGAAAUCGAUGCUCUGCAUGAUGUCGUCGUGGAUACUAGACAACGUCUGAACACAAAUAACAUCAUGCUUUUGGGAGACUUCAAUGCUGGCUGUAGCUACGUUUCGAUUUCAGAGUGGUCCAAAAUACGCCUCCGCACAGACCAAACUUACACCUGGCUCAUCCCUGACAGUGCGGACACAACUGUCACACACACCAACUGCCCCUAUGACAGGAUUGUGGCCACCUCUGACAUGAUGAGAGGAGUGUCUGCUGGAUCAGCGCAGGUCUUUGACUUCAUGCAUGCCCAUGGAUUGAGCCAGAGUUGGGCCCUGGCAGUGAGCGAUCACUUUCCGGUGGAGGUCAAGCUCCUGUGAAAAACAUCAGGGCUGUUCUCUCGCAGCAGAUAUACACUGCAAUGCUAAUGCCUGAUGUGUAGUGCUGUCUUAGACUUAAUAAAAAAAAAUAAGACAGUAUCAUUUUAUAGCUAUAAGAAA
Messenger RNA from Carassius carassius (crucian carp), 1107 nucleotides. It is a transcript of the gene dnase1, whose product is annotated as deoxyribonuclease I. Lineage: Eukaryota; Metazoa; Chordata; Actinopteri; Cypriniformes; Cyprinidae. The coding region runs from base 151 to 987 and encodes 278 amino acids. The transcript has 9 exons. Gene Ontology annotation, molecular function: DNA nuclease activity. Gene Ontology annotation, biological process: DNA catabolic process. The record is from RefSeq and is a predicted model, not a curated record. Gene Ontology annotation, cellular component: nucleus.